AAAUAGUGGUGAUGUCAUGUGGGCAAGAUGGCGGAAGGGGAGGAUGUGGGCUGGUGGCGGAGCUGGCUGCAGCAGAGUUACCAAGCAGUCAAAGAGAAGUCCUCCGAAGCCUUGGAGUUUAUGAAGCGGGACCUGACCGAGUUCUCUCAGGUGGUGCAGCAUGACACGGCCUGCACCAUCGCAGCCACGGCUAGUGUGGUCAAGGAGAAGCUGGCUGCUCGCCUGUAUAGCCUGCAGUCAGACCCAGCAACCUAUUGCAAUGAACCAGAUGGGCCCCCAGAAUUGUUUGACGCUUGGCUUUCCCAGUUCUGCUUAGAAGAGAAGAAGGGGCAGAUCUCAGAGCUCAUUGCAGGCAGCCCCUCCAUCCGGGCCCUUUACACCAAGAUGGUCCCAGCAGCUGUUUCCCAUUCAGAAUUCUGGCAUCGUUAUUUCUAUAAAGUCCAUCAACUAGAGCAGGAACAGGCCCGGAGAGAUGCCCUGAAGCAGCGGGCAGAACAGACCAUCUCAGAAGAGGCUGGCUGGGAGGAGGACGAAGAGGAGCUUGUGGGCAUUUCACCCACAUCUCCAAAAGAGGCAAAGGUCCCCGUGACCAGCACUUCCACAUCUCCUGAAGGAAGAACUGGACCCCAGAGCCCUUCUGAAGAGAAUCUAGUGACCCCUGUUGAGACUCCAGCAGAGGUGACUCCAUCAGAGAGCAGUGAAAGCAUCUCCCUCGUGACACAGAUAGCCAAGCCUGCCACCUCACCUGAGGCACCCAUGCUGCCCAGGGACCUCUCCCAGAAGCUGCAGGAGGCAUCUUUGGAGGAACAAGACCUGGCUGUGGAUGUGGGCGAGACGGGACCUCCUCCUCCAGCUCAUACCAAACCCCUGACCCCUGCUGGCCGCCCCAGUGGCUCAGAACCCAGGCCUCCAGCCAGAGUAGAGACUCUGAGGGAGGAGGUGCCUACAGACUUACGGGUGUUUGAGCUGAACUCUGACAGUGGGAAGUCCACACCCUCCAACAACGGAAAGAAAGGCUCAAGCACAGACAUCAGUGAGGACUGGGAGAAGGAUUUUGACUUGGACAUGACCGAAGAAGAGGUGCAGAUGGCUCUUUCCAAAGUGGAUGCCUCUGGUGAGCUGGAAGAUGCAGAAUGGGAAGACUGGGAAUGAGGAGCCUGAGCGAGCAGCACACUCACCCACAGCGCCUCUCACCUCCCUGGCUCACCUCAGCCUGGCCUGGAAGACACUGACUGAGAAUGUUCCCCCAAAUCGCCUCUAUCCACCAGAGUGUGAGGCACAGAUGCGCCUUGCUGGCUCUUUGGUACCUAGAGGGGACCUCUGCCCACACCUGGGAAGGGGCACUCUGCAUCCAACCAGGAACUUUGACUUGUGCCAAUCAUAGGAUGACCUAAAGGGGAGGAGACCUUACCCCUCUCACCAGAAGAGCCUGCAUUUUUCUGCUGAACACCCUGUGUACCUGGAAACUCCUGCUGGGCAGUCCCAA
Molecule: messenger RNA, 1486 nt
Organism: Elephantulus edwardii (Cape elephant shrew)
Lineage: Eukaryota; Metazoa; Chordata; Mammalia; Macroscelidea; Macroscelididae
Gene: BSDC1
Product: BSD domain containing 1
Exons: 10
Coding region: 28-1152 (374 amino acids)
Cellular component (GO): cytoplasm
Source: RefSeq, a predicted model, not a curated record